AUGCCGAAAGUAACGCAUGUUAGAGACCGUUUUGCAGCAGCUUUAGGUAUUUGCGUUACAACAGUGAUAAAAAUAACUAAAGAAGGCUACGGUAGUUGUGGCAUGGCAGAGAACAAACUUUUUACACCAAAAAAAAUAAGGUCACCUUUUAAUGUGACAGCAGUUGACAGUUUUGACGCUGAUGCUAUUCGUCGUCAUACGAAACUUGACUCAAUGCGAAUCAUUCGCUGGCAAGAAGUUGGACUGACGACACUGCUACCUCCACGUCCGCAGUGCCAAUGGGGAAAGGUGAACGCCUCAUUAUUUGCCAUACGGGAACAGCAAGAGGAUUACAAUAGGCAUGGACAGCUAAUCACAAAAAUAAACAUUGUGUCAAAUAAAUCAGAAGAAAUUUCCCCAUACCACUGUCAAUACAAUGCCUUUGAGCUCAUUUGUGCACAAAUAAAAGGACACGCUGCUAGAAAUAAUACUACUGCUCCUUUCACUGCAAACAAAAUGUUAGAUUUGUUAAAACAUAUGUGUGCUAAUGUAACGCCUGAAAACUGGGCAAGCGUCGUUGAAAAAACGAAAAGAGAAAUACUUUCGGAUUGGGAUCACUGCCGGCUUAACUACGACAACAUCUUAAAGCGUCUCGUAGUCAACAGUGAUGAAUCGUUUUAUGGGCUACAGAGCUCGUCGAUCGCCGCUUUCGACCAGGACCCGCCGAUAUUCGCUUGCCGCUUCUCGGAGGCUCCUGGCUACGAGCACAUUCUCGCACUUGCUAAUGAAGAUGGCAGGAAUACAUCCACCAUUGCCUCAGCACGUAACCUAGAGGGAUUCCAGUGUCACAAUAAUGCCGUGUUCGAUCUCGCUUGGAUGCCAGGUCACAUGAAUUUUGUAACUGUGUCAGGUGCUGUGGAAACAAAAUUUUGCAAUGAGGAUCAGUCAAAAAAAGAAGUGACAGUAGUUCUUUGUGACUAUUUGACUGUUAUGUAUGAUCUUCAAUAG
Molecule: messenger RNA, 987 nt
Organism: Diatraea saccharalis (sugarcane borer)
Lineage: Eukaryota; Metazoa; Arthropoda; Insecta; Lepidoptera; Crambidae
Source: the annotation of a GenBank genome assembly